This is a messenger RNA of Aspergillus brunneoviolaceus CBS 621.78, 2461 nucleotides long. RefSeq lists its product as uncharacterized. The transcript has a single exon. The record is from RefSeq and is a predicted model, not a curated record. NCBI's taxonomy places the organism in Eukaryota, Fungi, Ascomycota, Eurotiomycetes, Eurotiales, Aspergillaceae. Bases 350 to 2395 code for a protein of 681 amino acids.
UAUCAACCCACUUAUGAACUAACGAUAGUGAUGACCAAGCCAUGGAGUAAUAUACCCGUAUAUAUAGACAACCAUCGCCCAACCCUAGGGCCCAGGAAACCCCACCAGCCCCAAUGCCUUAUUCGUGCCAAAGUGCCUCAAACCCGAUCUGCAUGGAUACAUACAACUACAUGGCCUAGAUUGUUGACUCGCAUACCAUAAACACACACACACACCACCGCAUCGACAACUGAAACACCAACCCAGCAACACAGACUAAGUUCUGGGGUGGGUGUUACACCAAGAUCACACGACACAACCUCGAAAAAGAAAAGCAAAGAACUGGCCAAAGCCGCUGGUCACAGCAGCAAUGUCCUCCUCAAACUACUACCCCAGCUCACCGCGCUUCGCGCCUCCCCCGUCCGCGCAACCGCAACCGCAAGCCUACCAAUCCAUCUUCGGGGGCGGCGACAGCAGCCAGGACGCGGGUGGGUUUUCGGAUCUCGAGCCUUAUCCGGAUGAAUUAGAGGGAAAUCUGGACACGAUCAUGGAGGAAGGCGGUUCGCCUCGAGAUGAGGGGCUUUCGGAUGAUUCGGAUUCGAGUUACUUGGAGGAGAGUGGGGGGGAGGGGGAGGAGGAGGAGGCGGGGGACGUUGGACGAAGGAGAGGUGGUGCAAGGUUAGACGGGGAGCAGCGAGGGAAGGUUGGUGUCGACGUGGUUGAAAGCCGUCGUUUUCGUCGUCAGCCUUCCUCCUCGCCAGAUGCAGACGAGGAGGACCACUACCGACCCAACCGUUUCCGGGGCCCCGAGUCGACCUGGAGGAAUCUCACGGCUGAGGAUCGACAGAAUGCGCAGGCGUUGGUCGAUCUCCGUGCUCGGGACCUGGCGGCGCAUUUAUAUAAUGCUUAUGCGUUGCGGGUGAGGGCGAGGGAGAUUGCGAGGCGGAUGAGUAGUGGUGCUCUAGGGGGGGAGGGAAGGAUUGAAGGAGAGGAGGUGUUUGCGCCGCCGAAGAGGUGGACGGCGUGGCCGAUGCCUGCGGCGGCUGUGCCGCGGCCCGGAGAGUUGGUGCGGCGGGCGAUCGAUGAUGCCUGGACGCUGCGUCGGCAGCCGGAUCCGCGGCCGAGUGCGGAAUUGGAGGAAUCCCUGAUGGCUGUCAUGAUGAAGACCGCCAAGGAACGGUUCAAUGCACGGGAAUGGGAGACGACGAGGCCAGCAACCGGUGCGAUGACGCCGCGGCGCAGCAAGAGGAAGUCCUCCAUGUCGCAGACCGGAACCCAGGAUGAGAGUGCCGGGGAUUGGGAGAGUGAGGAGGUCGAGGAACCGGAGACGGUGGCCGGAAUGAAACCCGUGGCUCUACGGCCCGUGGUGCAGGCGGACGAUGAGAGGGCACGCGUGCAACUACGGCCCAUGACUCGAAAUAUCCUCACGCAAUUCGACACGCUGCUCAUGGGCCUCCAUCGCGCGCGGCAGGGCGACCUCGCUCGCGACGACGAUAGCCCCGCCAGCGAAUGGCAGACGGAUACCGCAAGCGCGGUCUCAGGCUCGUCCUCCGGACAGCAGCCGAAAAGGAAAGGCAGCGCCGCGGAGAAGGAGCGGAGUUUAUCGCGGGGGAGAAAACGCACACGACGGCCCUCAAUUCGAUCUGAGUCCAGCGCCGGGCCUUCUCGCUCACGAAGUACCCGCGUCUCGAGUAGCCGUGCAUCCAGCGAGCACACAUCCUCCAACGCACCCUCGAGUCAGCGCUCGCUCUCGCAAGGGUCUUCGCGGUCCCGUGGCAGAUCACGCAGCAGCGAUGGCCGACAGUCCGUCAGCCGGGUCCGUCAGGGCCUCCGGGACUGGAGCGAGGUUUUGGGGAUUGCGUCCAUGACAGGGUUCCCCGCCGCGGCGGUGAUGCGAGCCUCCCGCCGCUGUGCGGAUUUGUUCGGCGAGGAUAUGGCAUUUCGCACGUUCCACGAAGGACAGGUGCGACAAGACCCGCUGGAAGCUGGCAGUGGGCCAGGCCCGUGGCAAUACGUGGAGAGCGAGUCGGAACCGGAGGCUGAAUUGGAGCAUGAGCCUGAGCCUGAGCCCGAGCCCGAGCCCGAGCCCCAACCCGAGGCUGUUCCAUUAUCAUCACGAGCAUCAUCCAGGAAGCCUCGCUCGCGGGCGACAUCCCUCAAGGGGUGUUCGAGAUCUCGCGCGACGAGUGCAUCGGCCGAUGACACGACUCGUCCCAGAGGGAAAGGCGAGCACCGGAAGUCCGAUCUGGUGUGCCCCAUCAGCAACUGCGAUCGACAUCAUAAUGGGUUCUCCCGAACGUGGAACCUGAAUCAGCACCUGAAGACCAUGCAUCCGGGGUACCAGCCUCCGGUCUCUGCGAGAAAAUCGUCGACCGCCAAGGCUUCUAGGAGGAAGGACAAUACUAACGAGGGGUGAUUUGCCGGAGGGAAUAUGUGUAUCUAGGGUCAUGAUAAAGAUGUUAUCUAUCCUCAAUGUUACGAC